Messenger RNA from Pseudogymnoascus verrucosus, 4240 nucleotides. RefSeq lists its product as uncharacterized. The transcript is spliced from 6 exons. NCBI's taxonomy places the organism in Eukaryota, Fungi, Ascomycota, Leotiomycetes, Thelebolales, Thelebolaceae. The record is from RefSeq and is a predicted model, not a curated record. Bases 404 to 3673 code for a protein of 1089 amino acids.
CACCCCUGAAUCUGCCAACAACCCAGAUAAUCUUUGUCAAUCGCAACCUCGCAUUAAACUCUUGUCCCUCCGACUCCCUUUCCCUUCUGAUACUUACUACUACUACCUAACCCUCACUCUUAUUAUCGAAUUAUCAACAAGCCUACACGAGGUCAAAUAACAACAAGGCUGAUAUACCUCCGCUUAUAAGUGGCUUUCUCAAAUUCACCCAUCCCUGAUCUCCACCCUGCCGAACAACGAAGCACCCGUCAAGGCGGCCACUGCUGCCCUCGAUCGAAGCUAUUCGAGAAUACCCCCGAUCGAUCGACUAUGCGACUCUAGCUCCUUGUCCAAUACAACACCGUCACGUAACACACAAACAUAAACAUAAACACAAGAUCCGAUCCGAUCGAUCGCAGAGAAGAUGGCCGGUUUCUUCUCGAGGCUGAAGGGCAAGGAUGGCCCGACCACUCUGACCAAGACGAAGAAGGGACAGCAGGCUGCGUCGCAGGUCCUGCCCGCGAAGCCGAAAUGGUCGGAUGCCUGGACGCGCACGAGUGUUGAGGCGGAGGAGGUGCAGGAGCUGUUGAAGGGGUGUACGGUCGAACUGAAAUCUAGAGCUCUCGAUGUCCCGUUUUUCCUACUCCCUUUCCGACCUACCUCAGACCCGAGCGCGGCGCGCACCUUCAUAAGGAAUUACUUCGAUGGGAAGCAGACUCUUCAGGGCGAUGAUCUGCUACAAGAACUGCGACUGACGGAGCCAAUGGUUCUCUGCAGCGUGGUAAAAUGGUGCUGGAGCAGAUUGGCAGGAGGUGUUGUAACGUGGGAUUCAUACGAGAUGUUCAGAAUUGGAGAGCUAGAUUCGGAGAUGGCAAGAGAUUCCUUCACCGCUUUCAUUCCUGUUGGCGCAGAUUCAGAUGCGCGCUCAAAGAUUAUAUUCGAUUUCUUCGAUCUGCUGGCGGCUGUUGCGGCGCAUGGAAAGAAAAAUGGUCUUGGAGGCCGAAAAUUGUCCAGGUUAGCAGGAUGGUGGGCGUUUGAUCAUGGGAGUAAGGUGGAGGGCUUUGAUGGGGGGUAUAAGGGCUGGUCUGCUGCGGCUGAUGCGACGAGCCAUUUGUUCUUCGCAUACCUUAGAUCGAUGUCGCCAGAGUCAGUGAAGGGCGUCAAUGGCAUUUCCACCCUGCCCAUUUCGCUGCAGAAGUUGGUACAGGAGACCGAGUACCCGCCAAUGGCACCAACCCUCAUGCUGUACAGCACGCCGAAGGUCGCCAUGAUUGUAGAAUCAGUGUCGCCAACCCCAUUCGCGCUCCUCCGUCGCGCAAACAACUUUGUGUACAGAGAUGAGGACCACGCUCUCCAGGAGUUCUCAAACUACGACGAUCCCGUCAAAGCACUAUCGGACGAGUGCAGAAGAGUUCUCCGAUCUAUCUCCUCCUCCAACCAAACCCAAGUCUCGAACUCGAAGAACUCCACCGGGCUCAAGGAUGCUUCUUGGUCGAGGUUCGAGGACAUUGGAUUCUCCGGUGCCUUCGAUGAGGCUGAAGAGGACCAAGAGGACCAGUUUAGCGCGAAGAGGAGAGAAAACGCGCAGAGCCUUCGAUCUGCGCCUCACUCAAAGGCAAUGGAUAUGGGCCGACCAACAACCCCCUCAUGGGCCGAUUUCCUCUCAUCUGGAUUUGUGGAUGAGAAGAUGAACAACCCCACGCCACUUCUCCUCCCACCCGACAAGAUCCUCCCACCGAUUGAAACUUCCCGCGGACGCAGCUCGCAGUCGCACAGACCACGACUUGAAUCCGACCGCACGCUAGAGCCUGGAGAGCUUGCAAGCAUCACCAAAUUCGACCUCGAUGAUUCCUUCUGGUGGGUCUGGAUUAGCAGUUUGGCUGGUGAAGAGACCGCCGAGCGCAAAGCGGCAUUCGGACGCUGCGCGCUCGUCGAGACCGUCAUUCCCCACGGCAAAUGGCUCGUCAUUGAGGAGCAAGUGAAGGGAGCCGCCCCGGCCCCCGAGGCAGGUGCCUAUCUGGCCGAGAAGAAGAGCCGCUUCGGCUGGACGAAGAGAGGGAAGGGUGUCUCGAGAUCAAAAUCGAGCACCGCCAAGACCGAGGACAAGACUACCUUACACCCUCCCUUCGGCACCGCGCAGUCGACUGGUAGCAGAACCAACAUUGGCCCAGAUCAGUACGCGCGUAUCCAAGCCACGGCCGUUCAACUCCAGCAGAAGCAGCGCCAACAGGCUGCAGAGCAGGAGAUUCAAGCCCGUCGCGGCCGCGGAGAAUCCGAUUCAGGAAGCCACAUGAAGACCAACAGCGUCCUCACCAUGCAACCCGUGAUCAUGACCGAGCUCAGCCCCGCCAUGAAAUGGGCGCGCAAAUACGACAAAGACGCUGUCAGGGAAGCAUACCUCACCAACGACUCCACCGGCAAGGGCGCCCAGACCAACGGCAACGGCCACGUCAGCGCAGCCAACGGCGCAGCUGCUGAGCGCGACCUCCCCGCCGUCCCCCCUAAAGAGACUACCGCAGCACAGGACACCAUCGCCCCCGCCGCGCUCCCUCCCACUCCUCCCAAAGUGAUGAGCAACCUCGCCGCUGAGAAAGCAGCCGAGGUCGGUCUCCCCGUCGACGCCCACCCCACCGAGCGCGCACGCCCCACCACUCCGCCGCUCAAGCGCAACCCAGCAUCGCAGAGCCACCUUAUCACUCCCCCCAAGAAAACGCAACAGCAGAGCCUAGCGCAGUUCCUCGAGACGACAGAGCCUGAUAACAGCGCAGCGACAAAGCAGAACCCGGAGUCCCCAGACCAACAUAACAAGCUCAAGAAAAAGAGCGGCGGCGGAGGCUUCAAGAAGAUGUUCGGCCGCAACAAGAACCGCGAUUCCAUCCAAUCCAAGCCUCCUUCUGCGGGCCCGGCUAAUGCGGCGGCGGUGGAGAAGACUCAGGGCCAACUGCAAGCCGGUGGCGCGACGCUGGGACGUAGAUUCUCCGGCUUCAGGAAGAAGAGCCAGCAGGACGUGUCGACGUUUGGGAAACCGGCUGCGUCGAUGACGGCGAGUCAGGCGCCGGCGAGUAUUGCGGAGAGCGAGGAUAGGACGCCUACGCAGUCACCGGAUAUGGGAGCUGCGCAGCAGGCGUUUGGACAGGAACGCUCGUAUAACCCGUCUGUGCAGGAGAGUUUAUCCCGUGUAGAUACCGCAGACGCCCACGAAGCGCGCCAGGCUUUCUCGAGCUUCGACCAAGGGCCUCUCGAGGACGUACCCGCUUUCGCACCUGAGGCGUCUCCGGUGGCGUCGCCGAGACAUAGUGUCGAUGCUACUCGUUCUGCGCCUACUGGUGGGAAAUCCCCGGCGGUCCUGGCGGCGAUAGAGAAGCUGGAGAAGAAGAACCAGGCUGCUGCUGCUGUGCUUACGAAGGCGCCGAAGACGCCGUUGGCGGCUAGCGGAAAGGGAGAGGUGGGGGAGGAGGGGAAGACGGUGAGCCCGGUUGGGGAUCGCUGGGCGCAGAUUAGGAAGAAUGCGGCGGAGAGGGCGGCAGCGAGGCAGAGUGAGGAUCAGAAGAGUGCGGGGACGGAGGGGGAUGGGGGGGAGACUAGUGGGGAGGAGACGAUUGAGAGCCGUGUCGCCAGGAUCAAGGCUAGAGUCGCCGAGUUGACGGGGAAUAUGGAGAAUGGCGCACCUGUUGCUGGUAGCCCUCGCCGUUAAAGUCUACCGCGCUAAUACGGACCUUCCUACCUCCUCAAUCUCUCUCUUCUCGAGAGAAGGUUUCAUAUAUUUGGAAAAACAACCUUUCGCCUGUAACGAAAAACUCGCUUUUUUACAUACCCACCACGCACCGACGGCGAUAGUCACUCAGAUUUCUAGUAUAUACGGCUGGGGAAUUUUCUCACAUACGUUGUCACAUUUUUUUCGUUGUCGAACCGACUUGACUAUACCACUAUGCGCUAUCUACGACGACUACUCCCUUUCACCGUGGGAACACAUACAUACACAUCACUGAUCUCUCCUUUUUUCACUCCUGCGAUACCGAAACCUUACAUACGCCACUCUCUCGUCUUCGUUUCAUGAAUUGAUUGAUUGAUACCUAGUUUGGCCUUCUUCUACCUUUGACCAGCGAUCGUUUUGACAUCUCUCUCACUCUCUCUCGCGCGCUAUCUAUCUCUCUUUGCGUGUCCUUUUUUGUUGUUAAUACCAGAGUCUCUGUUUUUUUCGUUUCGUUUUCGUUUUGUUUGGUCCGUUUUUUUGUGGGGGUGGGUGGUUUGUUGUAAUGGG